AUGACCGAGGAAAAAAGCGGGGAGACAUUCCUAGGGCAACUACUGGAUGAAGUCAAUCAAACGAAUGAUAAUUCUGACGAAUUAAACGAAAUCGGUGAAAAUCUCAACAUGGAAGGAGUGUUGAGCGUAUUGAGUCAAGCUAACGACAGCCCUCUAUCCGGCUUUGGCACAGAUCGCUUCAAACGGCAGCGACGUGGAAAUCGAAUGAAGGUUUACGACAAUGGAUACAUCUUCACGUACGAUAAGGACUCGUCGUGCGGACAACGAAGUUUUUGGCGAUGCGAGCGUAAAAAUGAAUGUCCGGCUCGGGUUCACACUAAUCCGUUCACUAAUCAGAUUAUAAAACGUAUUCAUGGACAUUCUCACGAACCACCGAACACAGAUGACCUUCCUCCGUGGGCACUUGUGAAGAACGAAGAGUCCAACACUCCGCCUCCGGGAGUUUGCUCGCACACGGCUUCGGUUUCACCUCCUGACACUCGUGUGCUAUUUCCUAGUCCUGUAACGCUAACGCCCAGUGCACCAGCUCGUCUAAAUCCGAGUCAGCCGACUGAGCAGGUGGCCGAAGAGAAGCCAUCAGUAGCAGCUGCAGCACAACCCGAAGAAAAUGUGGCUGAACCGCCUCGGAAAAGGGCACGGAAACCGAGAAGUAAAGAGGCUCCUGCCGAUGUCGUAUCCGUCAAGGGAGCUAUUCCUGCAACAUCCGACGGAAUUUUGGGAGUUUUUCGAAGCCACUAG
Molecule: messenger RNA, 738 nt
Organism: Cooperia oncophora
Lineage: Eukaryota; Metazoa; Nematoda; Chromadorea; Rhabditida; Trichostrongylidae
Source: the annotation of a GenBank genome assembly